Molecule: messenger RNA, 3406 nt
Organism: Styela clava
Lineage: Eukaryota; Metazoa; Chordata; Ascidiacea; Stolidobranchia; Styelidae
Source: RefSeq, a predicted model, not a curated record
CAAAAAAGUUUGUGUUCAAAUGAAAUGGCUCACCAACAGUGUAGUAUUCUUAAAUAUUUUUCUGUUUUUACCACCUAACUUUACUUUACUACCUGUCAGAUUAAAUGCUUUUGGCGUAUGUAUCUGGAGAAUCGUGUUGAAUAUUAUUGUUUUAGCUGGGUAUAUUAUAUAUAUAGAGUGGUUAGUAAACAUGACACAAAACUGACUUGGUUUAUCUUUGGUUCAACCUUACUGCAGAGAAAUCCAAAUUUUAGAUACACGAGUAGUUGAUGAUUUAAAUUGGGUUUGUCCCAAGGCAGGGGUCUUCAACUCAAAACAUGUCGCGGGCCACUUUUUGAAAUUUAUUGACCACGCUGGCCUCAAACCAAGAAAUUAGGUACAAAAAUGAGUAUCUGAAUGUAUUGUGUUGAAAUUACACUUGAAUCUUACAGCAAACGAGACAUGAAACAUAUUCAUUCACUUGUGCUGGAUAUUCGGUCUCGAUGUUUGGCCUUAUUAUGCGUUGGUAUGCUAGUCUUAAGACAACAUGCAAAUGCUCGUACGUUAGUCGUGUGCAGAGAACUGACUUGCUAACUUUGAUAGUCGAAAAAAACUGCACGCAAAUAUAAGAACUGCCAAAAAUCGCAGGUAUGCAAAGUGAAUGUGCAGUGCAAUUAGCUUUGCAAACCUCUCUUCGGGCACCUUGGACUGACCGAAACUCGUUUAUUUCGUCACAAUGAACAUGCAACAUGAAGUUAUUGCAUUAUACCAAUAAAAUAAAACAUGAACGUGGACAAAAGGGGGGAAUUUUGCUUCACUUUUUACAGUUUGUCGGACCGAACUCAUGAUGAUAAAUGACACGAUAAAACCUACUAAAAGUUGACAUCGAAUUAAUUCAGUUUUUUGUGGAAAAUUCCCAACCAUGACGUGGGCCGCAAAAAACUGGCUGGCGGGCUGCGUGUUGGAGACCCCUGUCCUAAGACCUAGCCGUCCUAGCCACCAUAUCCCAGUUAGUUAUAAUAAUUUGGAAGGUUAAAGCAGUUGUACUUGUACAUGCUGGUGUUGCAAUUGGAAAGAUUGCUCGGCACUGGAUCAUAGUCAGUUAUAGCAUUUUGGCCUGCAUUUGGUAUUUUAUGACUGAAAAUUAUAGGCUCAAUGUUACGCAAAAAUCAAAAUAACUACAAACAUCAAGAAAAUACCUAUUGUCUGGCCUAUGUGAUAUUACAAUUGAUUUUAUUCUGACGUUAUGUAGUUAUCCAUUGUUUGAUCAUAAUGCAGCAUUCUAGUCAGGAAAUAAACAAUUUGAAAAUAUGCCCUUAGUAUUGUGGAACAUUGUUUGUUGCGGAUGCAAGUUGUAUUAGGUUGCUUCUGAAAAUGCCAGGCACAAUAAAUAAUGCUUUGCAAGUUGUUGCUCCGUAUGGAUCAAAUUGUAGCAUGAUGCCGACUGCAGACAGUAAGUCAUCUAUAUCACAGAAAGCAAAAAAGGAUCACAGAAAAAUUCAGGAUAUUUUAGGAGACUUGAAGCCUAAAUUGGACAUUUCAGAAGAUAAUGAAGUAAAUCAUGCUGCUUCAUGUGUUAGGAAAGGACAAUUAGUAUCAGAAAACAGCAUCAAAAAUCUAUGUCUUGACCUUUCCCAUGGAAUGCACCUGAAGCCAGUUUCUACGAGAAAAGUUAACUUUCGGAACCCAGUAAGAAGCACUCCAGUCCAUCCACCUCAAAAUUCUUUUAUUGAUGAUCCCAAAUUCAAAACUGAGGUACCGACGACCCGGAAUGUCAUACAGAGUUAUGUAGAUAAUACCUAUUCAAAGAAUAUUGCAGUUCAUUUGAAGAUGUCAGCAAAAGAGAAAAGGCCUUCUUCAAUGAUAUAUGAAUUUAACAAAGUGUGCCGGAUGAUUUCGCAUUUACCAAAUCCUGUUUCAAGACAACUAUACGAGGAAAUGCACAACAGGAGAAUAAAGAGCUCAGAAUUGAUGCAGCUCAGGGAUAUGCCUUGUUAUAAAGAACAUGUUGAACAUCAUGAACCUCCAUGCAUAACAUAUUUUAGUCCAAAACCCAGUCAGCUUUAUCUUCAUAAAAAAGAGGACAGGUUGGAAAAGGCAGUGAAAUCGUCUUUGGAAUCAAAUUCUGCAGUUCAGGCACCAUUAUCUACAGUCAAGGUUUUUUUCAUUUUUUAUAUUCAACUUGAAUUUGAAUCACGGUCAUUUAAACUUGAAGAUAGAAUCCAAAUGAAGAGAAAUUGAAAUAUAAAUAAUUUAAAUGCAAUUUGGGUAUAUUUUCGCUUCAGAAAUAUUCAGUAUUUUCCCUGAGAUAUUGCAAGAAUUUCUUGCAUUAAUUGGUAUUGGUCAUAUUGGUAACUUAGUAAUGUUAGUAUUGCUAGUUGUUUGUUUGUUUAAACUUGAAAUCUUGCAAUGCUUGUCUUCAGAUCUUUUUAAAUGUUGCAUCAAGAUACACUUUUUACGAGUUUCUUAGGGAGCUACAGAAAUAUGGAGAUAUAGAAAGUGUUGUUAGGCAUGGAGAGAGGUCUUUCAGAGUUGUAUACAGUGAUUUGGUAGGAGCCUGCAAUGCAGUGACGGGAUUGAGAAACAAUACAAUGCUACUUUGUACAUGGCAUCACCGGCAUCUCGAUCAAAGAAAAUUUUUAAAACGUGGGAAGGGUGCUUUGAAGGUCGUCAUCUCUCAGUUUUAAUUCGGUGCUUUGCUAUUCAUUAUUAAUGUUAUUUUUUACACUAUUCUUGUGUAUCUCUGCAUUAUUGUAUUUCUAGGAUUCCUAAUUUUUUUAUUUUGCAUAUUUGUUGUUUGAUAUUGAAAUAAAUAUAAAUGGUGUAAUCACUUGUAUCUGCUUCUUGAUGGAUUGCCUUCUCAAUCUAAGUUGAAAUAGACUUUCAGUAUAAAGGUAAAAAAUGAAGAUUUUUGGUACAAAGGCCUACUCGACUCACCACAGAUUUAGAUCUUACUUCUAGUGGCCAAACUCUUUAACUGUUGUGAAUGUGACUUUAUAUGCCUUUGGCUCAACGGUUGACAUGCCAUACUAGGCAUUAAAAACAUAAUUGAAGUCUUAACUCAUUUAUGGAUAAAAUCAGGCUGGUGUUUGAAGUCUUUUUGUUUUUUGAGAGCGGGUAUACUACUCCCCUCAUACAGGAGAGAUGCCACUCAAACUGAUUCCUGAGGGUGUGUUAGUGAUACCAUGUAGCUUCAUAUUUUAAAUCAGUUGAUUAUUGAGACUACACAUUUUUUUGGGCAAAAGUACUGUCUUAGUUUUUAAUUUAAUAUAUAUUAGCACAAAACGGGGCUGUGAACUGAGCCAGAGUCGUAUUUUCAAACUCUAUUUGAAAUUCUGGUUUCUUUGGAAUAUCGGCAAAAGAAACCGAUUCGGCGUCAACGGUAAACAUUCCCAGACUUCGAAUUUCUGAACCAAAUUCAUGUUUC